UCGGCCCCCGCGGGCCGCCGCCGUCGCCGUGGAAACGAAGGCUGCCGAUCGGCGCGGUGGCUUCCUCUCCUCCCGGCAGCGGUGGGCUCCCACCAGCUUGAGGGCGGCGGACCGCGAUGCUGAAGGCCAAGAUUCUCUUCGUGGGGCCCUGCGAGAGUGGAAAAACCGUUUUGGCCAACUUCCUGACAGAAUCUUCUGACAUCACCGAAUACAACCCAACCCAAGGAGUGAGGAUCCUGGAAUUUGAGAACCCACACGUGACCAGCAACGCCAAAGACCCGGGGUGUGAAUUUGAGCUAUGGGAUUGUGGCGGUGAUCCAAAGUUCGAGUCUUGCUGGCCAGCCCUGAUGAAGGACGCGCACGGGGUGGUGAUCAUCUUCAAUGCCGACCUCCCGAGCCACCUGAAGGAAAUCGAGAUGUGGUAUUCCUGCUUCGUCCAGCAGCAGUUCCUACAGGACCCUCGGUGUCUGUUGAUCGCGCACCACAAACCAGGCUCCGGAAGUGAUAAAGGACACCUGACUUUGUCGCCCCCCUUGAGCAAGCUGAAGCUGGUGCACUCGAAUCUUGAGGAUGACCCUGAAGAGAUCAGGUUGGAGUUCAUAAAGUAUUUAAAAAGCAUAAUCAACUCAGUGUCUGAAAGCAGAGACCGGGAGGAGAUGUCAAUUAUCACCUAAGCAGCCUUCACCUGGACUCUUCCACAUCGCACAUGAGGUCACCUUGUUCCCCAGGCAGAUCUGGAAUCUUACCCAGCUACUGAUGCGACCUUCUCCCUGUGGCUAUAGAAGAGAUUUUCCUUAUCUGCUCUUAAGGUCGGGUCAGCCAGGGAGUUGACUCAUACUGUUUAUUCCCUGUCCUUAGUUCAGAUGAGAAAAUCCUCUUAUUGCAUUCUCAUUCCUUUGCCCCAAACCUCUCCAAGAGCUGGAAAACUGAGCUGUUUUUCUUUCCUCUUCAUAUACGUCAAGUGACAAAAAUUGUGGAAUUGUAACCGUCAGAACCAAACGAUUCGGCAGUUUAAUUCCUGUGUGUUGGUUUGAAGGUGGUUUUCAUUGCUUAGUUCAUUCAGCAAAUACUGACGCGUCGUGCUACACUGUUCUAGCUGCUGACGAUAUAUAGCAUGAGCAAAACAGAUAAAAAUCCGCCCCCUCGUGGAGCUGCCAUUCUGUUCCUUUAAAUAACAGGGAGGUAGAGUCCAACACUUAAGUCCUACACCUUAGAUAUGAGGAAAAAAUGAUAGAGUCUUCCAUUUUCCAUAAUUGGUCUAAAUCUCAUGGUCCCCUCCUCCUAGAUAAGGAGGGGACCUAGACCACAUUUGAUGCCAAAUGAGGGUACAAUUGAGCCUCCUUCAUGGGCUCUGCAUUUGCAAAUUUGCCUACUGGCUCAAACUGAUUUGUAACCCCCAGAUCAAUACUCACAGCGCUUUCAGUUAUUCAGAACGGCAAAAAAUUUGGAUCACUGGUCACGCAUGUUUCCAGCUGAGGCUGAACAAGGCCACCCUCUGCCUUCUUGUUUCACAUCUCAUACUAUCAAGUGUCCUUGUCACAGCCUAUUGGGUGCCGCAUUUUCACAUUUCUGUGCUUUUCGUGAGUGGUUUCGCUGUUUAAAAUGACCCCCAAAUGUGGCGUGGGAAAAGCUGGCUAAUGUUCCAAAGUGCAAAAAGGCUGGGAUGUGCCUUACGGAGAAAACUGAUGCUUCAGAGAAGCCUCGUUCCAGCACAAGUUCCAGUGCAGCUGGCUGUGAGUUCAAUGUCGAUGAAAUCAACAACGCAUAUUGAAUAGGGUGUCUUUAAAUAGAAGCGUCCAUAAAACAAGGUUGCAUAUUGAUGGCUGAUGAAACUGGGAUCAGAGGUGCACAGGAACGUAACCCUGUAUUUCCCCAGAAGCAGUGGUUUGCUAUUCCCUCAUCCAGUGCGCAUGGUGACUUUACAGAAUGUAAGGACCGUGCAUAGUGAGAAUCAACUGUUUUUCUGUCUCUUGCAACUUAAAAGUUUCCACAUUAGUUCAGUCUCUGGGGUAAAUAUUUCAUCAAUUCAAGGUUACGGUCUACUUCCUCACCCUUUUCCCCAAGAUGGCCUCAGGGUGAUCGGACAGGGUUUGUGCUAAUAUUGGGGCAGCUGUUCAAGGGCCAGGUCCUCUGGUGCCCUUCCUGACCUCUUUCAGGAUGUCACUUGCCACCCUACUGGCCAUCUCCAGUCAAGUCCAGGACUGGUACAGCCAAUGGCAUGGGUUUUCCCCGUGGAACCAUGGGUCCCAGGCUGACUCCGCCAUAUCCUGGCUGGGCCUGGCCCUGCGCAUCUCCGAGAACCACCUGUGUCCUCCAUACAUCCGAGAUCUCUGGGGGUCUCUAUGGCAGGACCACUGCAUUCCUUGCAACAGCUAGCCUGUCUGGCCCAUCCUCAACUCUCAGCUUCCUGGUAGAAAAACAGGAUUUUCAGGGCAAUCGAGAAUAUAGCAGGUAGAGUACUCUCAAAUCUUAUCCCAGUUACAGUAGUAAGAGAUGCAGUAUUCUUGUUAUAAACCUACAAAGAAGUUUAUUUUUUAAUUUAAGGACAAUUUUUUAAUUUAACAAUCCUGUUACCCUUUUUAAACUUGGUGUAAAAUAUACAUAAGAUUUGCCAUUUUAACCAUUUUUCACUCUCCAUCUCCAGAACAUUUUUAUCAUCCCAAACUGAAGCUCUGUACCCAUUAAACACUAACUCCCCAUUCCCCCUCCCCCCAACUCCCGGCACCCACCAUUCUACUUUUUGUCUCUCUGAAUUUGACUACUCUAGGGACUUCAUAAAAGUAGAAUCAUACAGUAUUUUAAGUUUUGUGACUGGCUUAUUUCACUGAGCAGAAUGUCCUCAAGUUUCAUCCAUGUUGUAGCAGAUGUCAGAAUGCCCUUCCUUUUUAGGGCUGAAUACUAUUCCAUUGUAUGGACAGAUUACAUCUUGUUUAUCUGUUCUUCUGUUGGUUAUUGUAAAUAAUUUGCUGAAACAUUAGUGUACAAUUCACCUAGGAUAUCUUUCUUUCAAAGAUUUCAUUUUUUUUUUAAAGAUUUUUUAUUUUAUUUUAUUGAGAGAGACAGAGAGAGAGCAUGAGAGAGAGGAGGGUCAGAGAGAGAAGCAGACCCCCUGCUGAGCAGGGAGCCCGAUGCGGGACUCGAUCCCGGGACUCCAGGAUCAUGACCUGAGCCGAAGGCAGUCGCUUAACCAACUGAGCCACCCAGGCACCCUCAAAGAUUUCAUUUUUAAGUAAUCUCCACACCUAAUGUGGGGCUCGAACUCACAACCCUGAGAUCAAGAGUCACACACUUCACCGACUGAGCCAGCCAGGCACCCCCACCUAGGAUGUUUUUGAGGAAGAUCAGCAUUUAACCUCUCCAAGAUUUUAUUUUUAUUUAAAUAUCCUUGAUAUCUGGACGUCCUUAUCAGCUUGGAAGGUAGAAUACACAUAACAUCUUCUAAAAAGUUUUUUAUGAUCUCAGGGGAAUUUAAUUCUUAAGUAUUCCUUCAGGUAAUACAUGUAAAAACAAUGUUAUAUCGUCCUAACACUUAAUUUGUAAAAACCAUCAAAAGUGUUGAUGCUCAGAAUAAGCAAAUAUGGUGAGUUUAUAGCUUAUGGUACAAGUGAGUUUGCUUUAAUCUUAAGAAUUUGUUCAUCCAUAAUUUUUAUAUUUGGAUUCUUUUUUUUUUUUAAGUAAGCUCUAGGCCCAACAUGGGGCUUGAACUCACAACCCAAGAUCAAGAGCUGCAUGUUCUACCGACUGAGCCAGCCAGGUGCCCCUAUUUUUGGAAUUUUUUUAACAUAGCCAACCUGAAAACACAUUAAGUAGAUCAAAAGUUAGAUGUAGGUCUUUUCCAGUGCGAGUGAGAUAAAAGUAGAGACGCUUAAGAGAGAUGAAUCAAUAGGCGUGGGUGCUCUUCACUUUGACAAGGAGGAGGCUGAAAUGGAGCUGUGUGGGCAGUCUGUCAGAGAGUGGUAUUUGCUAAUAAUGCCAACGUCCUGGUAAAUUUAGAUUGAACUACAGUCACCUCUUAGCCAACUGCCUGGUUACCUGCAAGCACAUUUUAAGUCCAGGUUAAUUUCCUUCUGACCUGCUCUCGGUGGGAACAUGUGGAAGGAACACAGAAUAGCCUCAAGGCCAACUGUGGCAAAUCAUCUUUACGUAACAGCGGCAGUAAUAAUAAUUGGUCUGCAGAAUACAGCUCCAGAACAGAAAGGAAUUAUUUUUAUCUGAUUGUUGAUGAGAAGCCAAGAGUUCAACAGAAAAAUUAACCCCAGCAGCAUGCAUUUACAUUAGGGGCCAGAGUGCAACCCUUGUAAGGACUUGAAUAGAGAAAAAGAUUUGCAGUUGAAUAGGCCAUGUGUGCACAAGUUCUAAGGGGAGAGUCAAUGAAGAAGUCUGUCUUCCCUGUCCUGGAAACCCAUUCCCUCUCAGGAAGCCACUUACCAGGACGCCUGGGUGGCUCAGUGGGUUAAGUGUCCGACUCUUGAUAAUCAGCUCAGGUCUUGAUCUCAGUCGUGAGUUCAAGCCCAGUGGUUGGGCUCCAUGCCCAGCAUGGAGCCUGCUUAAAAAAAAAAGAAGCUGCUUACCUUCCACAUUCUACCAGACACAGUCUGUGCAUGUACAAAUGUGUUUUGUGAAUGGAAAUGAUAGCAAACUGUUCACAUUUUCCUACAACUUGCUUUUUUCACUUUUUAUCUUAGGAGUUUGUGUAAAUACAGAGCUGCUCUAUUCUUGUUCAUAGCUGCAAAUUAUUCCACAUAACCACUUAUGUUACAAUUUUAUACUAGAUCAUUUUAAUAACCAUUCAUGUUGAAAUAUUACCUUUUUAUUGAUGGACAUUUUUAACAAUUCUGAAAUGCAUGAUUUGGGACAUAAAUAUGAUUGAAUGUGAAAUCUUAGGAAGGUGGUUUCGACCAUCAGCCCUUUCGAGGGAAGGGUAAAGUUGCUGGUCUUGGCAUCCUAGGUCUGAUUUCUCAUUUCAUACCAUUUUCUAACUGCACCAUGUGAUUUUUGCCAUGCGUAUGGUGAGAUUACUUUCUUUGUA
Messenger RNA from Mirounga angustirostris (Northern elephant seal), 5029 nucleotides. It is a transcript of the gene IFT22, whose product is annotated as intraflagellar transport 22. Gene Ontology annotation, biological process: intracellular protein transport. Gene Ontology annotation, molecular function: GTPase activity. The transcript is spliced from 5 exons. Lineage: Eukaryota; Metazoa; Chordata; Mammalia; Carnivora; Phocidae. Gene Ontology annotation, cellular component: endomembrane system. The record is from RefSeq and is a predicted model, not a curated record. Bases 117 to 674 code for a protein of 185 amino acids.